AAGACCGAACCGCCAAGGUCUAUUAAAAUGAAUAAUCAUUUUAAUCCUUCUUGAACUUAUGCUUCUUAGAUAGCUGAUAUGCCUAUUUCAUCAAUCCUAUACGUUUUUCUCCUCUUCUCUCUGUCGUUUCAAUGCUCUUCAUCAUUAUCAUCCCUGAGCAAUGGCUUCUCCCUCUCGGUGGAGAAACCAGAAGAUGUUAUUAUCUCCCAAAAUGGCAUCUUCUCUGCCGGCUUCUAUGCCAUCGUCAACAGUACAAACGCCUAUGUUUUUGCCAUCUGGUUCACCCAAAAACGCACCGUCGUUUGGAUGGCAAACCGUGACCAACCCGUCAGCGGAAACCGGUCAUCACUUUCCCUCCUCAAAGCCGGAAACCUUGUCCUCUCUGAUGCUGGACAGUUUAACGUGUGGUCCACCGACACUGCCUCGUCGUUGCCUUUGCCAACACGACUGAAUCUUACCGACAAUGGAAAUCUAGUACUUUACGAGCUCCAGCCUCAAGGAAGAAGAAAUAUUCUGUGGCAGAGCUUCCGUUACCCGACCGACACCCUGCUUCCCGGACAACAGCUCACAAGAUAUACAAAGCUUGUCUCUGCAAGAAGUGAGACCAACCAAUCUUCUGGAUUCUACAAGCUUGUCUUCAAUGAUGAAAACAUUCUCAGCCUUUUGUACGACGGCCCCGAUGUCUCCAGCAGAUACUGGCCUUCCCCAUGGCUUGUGAGCUGGGAAGCUGGAAGGAGCACCUACAAUAGUAGUAGAAUCGCAGAGUUAGAUUCACUUGGAGGUUUCACUUCAACAGACAAGUAUGACUUCAGAACUUCAGAUUAUGGGGUGGCGAUACAAAGGAGAUUGAAAAUAGAUUCUGAUGGCAACGUUCGAGUUUACAGCCUACAGAAUAAUCACUGGCAGGUGACGUGGCAAGCCAUAUCUGAUCCUUGUAUUGUACAUGGACUUUGUGGUGCUAACAGCACAUGCAAGUAUGAUCCGAGACAGGGAAGGAAGUGCUCGUGUCUUCCGGGAUAUAGAGUGAAGAACCUUAGCGAUUGGUCUUAUGGGUGUGAACCUAAAUUUCAAGUCUCAUGCAGUAAAAACGAGUCUACCUUCUUAAAAUUGUUCAAUGUUGAGCUAUAUGGGUAUGACUUUAAUUUUGUGAGCAACAUCACUUUAAGUGGCUGUAAGGAUGAAUGCUUAAAAGAUUGUGAGUGCAAGGCGGUUCAGUACACAUUUGACCUGCAGGAAGGCACAUUUAAAUGCUAUACGAAGAUAAUGCUGCUCAAUGGUCACCAUUCACCGAGCUUCAGAGGAAACUUGUACUUAAGAGUACCAAAAACCCGAAGAACCAAUGCUUCUUUCCUUGAAGAAGAAGAAUUUGUCCAAGGACAUGGUCAUGUUUGCUCGGUGGAGCUUGAAAGAGCGUAUACCAAGAGACACGUAAGCAGUUUUGUAAAGUUUUUUCUUUGGUUUUCCGUGGCAAUUGGGGUGUUCGAAUUCCUCUUCGUUUUCGUAAGUUGGUGUUCUUUGAUCAGAACCAAACACAAUUCUGGUGGAAAUCAACAAGGGUACAAUUUUCUCUCUCCUCUUGGGUUCAAAAGAUUUACUUACUCCGAACUGAAACAAGCAACGAAAGGGUUCACAGAAGAAAUUGGAAGAGGCUCAAGUGGAAUAGUGUACAAAGGAGUAUUGCCAGAUCAGCGAAUCGCAGCAAUAAAGAAGCUGAAUAAUAACAUCAUAGGAGCCACACAAGAAGAAGGAGAAUUCCUGGCCGAAGUGAGCAUAAUCGGUAGGCUUAACCACAUGAACUUGAUCGAAAUGUGGGGCUAUUGUGCUGAGGGAAAGCAUAGGCUUUUAGUGUAUCAAUUCAUGGAAAACAGUUCUUUAGCUGAAAAGCUUAAGUCAAAUGUUUUGGAUUGGACCAGGAGAUACAACAUCGCUCUUGGAAUAGCAAGGGUCUUAGCAUACUUACACGAAGAAUGCUUGGAGUGGAUUCUUCACUGUGACAUAAAGCCACAUAAUAUUCUUCUGGAUUCAAAUUACCAACCCAGGGUGGCAGAUUUUGGCUUAUCUAAGCUUCUAAAUCGAAGUGACCGAAACACUCAAAGCUUCUCCAUGAUAAGAGGAACAAGAGGAUAUAUGGCUCCUGAGUGGGUUUUCAAUCUGCCAAUAACAUCAAAAGUUGAUGUUUACAGUUAUGGGAUUGUUGUGUUGGAGAUGAUAACUGGAAGAAGCCCAACGAUGAUGGGAAUUCAGAGUGAUAAAGGAGAAGACGCACACAACGGGAGGCUUGUGACGUGGGUGAGAGAGAAGAGGAAGAAAACGACGUCGCGGGGCUGGGUGGAGCAGAUAAUCGAUCCUGCCAUUAUUUCAGAGUAUGGGGUUGAAAAGCGAAAGAUGGAGAUUUUGGCAGAAGUAGCAUUGGAGUGUGUGGAAGAUGACAGGGAUGCAAGGCCCACCAUGAGCCAAGUUGUUGAUAUGCUGCAGAGCCACGAAGACGAUGCUUCUUAGUCGUUACUUGAAAUCUCUUCACUGACAUUGCAUCAUUGUGAACAGUAAUUUAAAAAUCGGAUUGAAUCGGACUAUUAGACUAUCAA
Prosopis cineraria is the source of this 2585-nucleotide messenger RNA. RefSeq names its product putative receptor protein kinase ZmPK1. The transcript has a single exon. Gene Ontology annotation, biological process: recognition of pollen; protein phosphorylation. Gene Ontology annotation, molecular function: ATP binding; protein serine/threonine kinase activity. The record is from RefSeq and is a predicted model, not a curated record. NCBI's taxonomy places the organism in Eukaryota, Viridiplantae, Streptophyta, Magnoliopsida, Fabales, Fabaceae. Bases 79 to 2499 code for a protein of 806 amino acids.